AUGAAUUCAGAGUUUGAUAUCUUACUGGAUGACAGUAACGUGACACAGUUUGGGUUUCCUUCGUUUCCUUUGUCAUCUUCAAGUGAUCACAGCUAUGGAUAUGAGCCGUCAGUGGUGAAUGGGAAGCGCGACUUAGUGCAUACUAAUUCAGCACGGCCUCGUAAGCGUCGAAUUACUGACAGUUCUGAAGGGGAGAGUUCCGAGGAGGUUCAAAGUAGGUUGAAGUACUUUGAAGGAGCCAAAGCACUGCUUCCUCAAGCCUUUGAAGAGAUAAUUAGAGGCAAAACAACAUCUCAAUUACAGAGAUCGCUGGUUGAACUGCAACAUCUUUGCCAAUCGAUGGCUGAAGAUGAAGAGUUUAUUCACUCUUUGUGUUUGAAAGGAAAUGAGAUUUUUGAUGAUGAGUUGCUAUCGUCUUUUCAGGAUAAGUUGAUAUCUACAGAAGACGAUCCGAUGACAGCAUUUGUGGAAAUGUAUAGUGAUUGGUAUUUGAGAGUUCAAAGAUUGCAGCAGGUGUUCUUGAUCUUGGACAAUUCGAGGGUUUUUCGCAGGAGUUAUCUUGAGCGGCCCUUGAUUGCCUAUUGGAUGCUCAAAUUCAGUGCUGGAAUUAUAGAGAGUCGUCAGAGAAAUCCAGCAGACAUCACCUUAUUCGACAUGGAAGAGUCUCGUACACGUAACAAUAUUCUCCUUGGAUUGUGUGAUCUACUGAAGGAGUUGCUACAGAGCCCUCCAUAUAUUUUUGAAUCUCCUAAAGGUGUGAUAUUUGACCGAUUCCUGACCAUUAUGCAAGAUUUAAGAAUAUUUCAUUCUCAAGUUGACUCCUCCAAUGACACAGUUUUAAUUGCAACUCUUUCUUUGUGUUUCAAGAAAGCAGCUUCCGAUUUGAGAGACAAUUGGCUCUCUCUUGCAGCUGAGGAUUAUCUUGGACAUUGUGAAAAUGCCUAUAACCAGAUUGUGAUAAUUAUAGAUAUGCUAGGAAGUCGCUUGGGUGACAAGUUUACCCACGAGAUCAAUCUAUUUGGUGAAUCCGCCAUGAGCAUUUUAAUCAAGUCUGAACAAGUUCAGACUCGGAUUUUAACAAUAUUGUUUCCUGAUUUCCUUAACAAUCAUGCUCCUUGUGCUUUCCUUUACAAGGUGUAUUCGGUAAAUGUAUGGGACAUUGUGCCGUUGGUGGAGCUCUUCUGCGAAUCUGUCAGUACUUAUUUGCACGGCUGGCUACAAGAGCAGAUGCUUUCCUGUCAGAAGGCCUCCAAAGAUAAAUCCUACAGCAUCAUUGAGUCCUUAAUCGAGUACAUUCGAUCCGUCUCGGCUGCCAUUGAGAUCGCCUUUAAAGGAGAGCAAAGAUUCAUCUUCCAUUUCUCUACGACGUGCGAAAAAACUGUUGCUGACAUUGACCACUGUGACGAGUUUAUUGCUGAAAGUCUUGUUCACUAUAUUUUUGGCCGCAUGAGUGCGGAUAGCUCGGAUAAGACGAUCUCAAGUCAAGAUCAAGAAUUAUGGUCCUAUAUUAUGAAGAUACUCGUCAUGAUUCCUGAUAAGAAGCGUAUGUUCCUAUCUCGGUACAAAAUGCUUCUUUCCAGGCGAUUGCUACAUUCCAGUUUCAUUACUCCCUAUUCUAACACAAACGAUGAACCUGCUUGUCUCUGGCGAGAAAAAAGACUCCUUGAAAUGCUACAGGAAAACUUUGGUGUCGACUAUACCGAGAGCCUGAAUAAGAUGAUUGGCGAUUUAAGCCACAGUAACAAAGUGCUUUAUCAGUUUCGGCGGAAGGUUCACACUCCCGUUAAGUUGUCUUUUUGCUGUUUGAAUUCCAGCAAUUGGAGGCCACCUCCAGGGAAUCGCAGAGUGAACAUACCUGAUUGCUUAAGAGGUAUUGCUGAUAAAUACGAGGCUAUGCUCAGUCAAGAAAAUCCUGUUAUUUUUGAUUGGAAAUUCUAUCUUCAUAGAGUGACAAUUGCGAUCACUUUUGACGUCUCGGAUCCAAGUUCCUGUCAAACUGUUCAGUGCUCAAUAUAUCAGGCUGCCAUAUUACUUGCAUUUGAGGGCAUCGAUAUUUUGGAUAAAGUCUCCUUAUUAACCACUACAGGAAUGGAAGAGAACUUCCUUGAUGCCAAUUUGAAAUAUCUUACUGAUGGAUCAUAUAAGGUGAUGCUUCAAACCGAUAACAACUAUAUGAUCAAUGACAGUUUUAAGUGUGACAAAAAGAUUGUUAAACUUUCUACUAAUAUUUCUUCAUCAGUUCAAAGUACGACUGAAAUACCGGUUGCCGUCAGAACCGGUACCGAGAGAGAUCCUGUCGAGAUGCUUACAGCGAGACUGAGAGCUUUUAUGAUGAGAACCUUAAAGAAUUUAGGCCCUCGGAAGCACGAAAGGCUUACGGCAGAAGUCCUCGAAAGUCUUUCCAAAGAUAGGGUCGACUUUGAGGAGAUAUUGAAAAAUUCUGGUAGAUCCUUUACUACGUUAAUUAAGGAGACUGUUGAACAGUUAAUAGGCGAGGAAUUUAUAAGAAGAGAUGAUACCGAUGGAUAUAAGUAUAUUCCAUAG
This is a messenger RNA of Brettanomyces nanus, 2544 nucleotides long. RefSeq lists its product as uncharacterized. Gene Ontology annotation, cellular component: cullin-RING ubiquitin ligase complex. The record is from RefSeq and is a predicted model, not a curated record. Bases 1 to 2544 code for a protein of 847 amino acids. Gene Ontology annotation, biological process: ubiquitin-dependent protein catabolic process; protein ubiquitination. Lineage: Eukaryota; Fungi; Ascomycota; Pichiomycetes; Pichiales; Pichiaceae. Gene Ontology annotation, molecular function: ubiquitin protein ligase binding. The transcript has a single exon.